UUUAGUCAUUUUAGUGCCAACAAAUUUGAAUUGAAAUUAGCAGGGUUUAGGGUUUCAAAUUUAUUUAUUUUAUUAUUGGGAUUCGAUACUGGUUCGAGUUCCAGUUCGAAAACUUGGGGCAGAUCAUAAUCCUAGAAAAUCCCAAUCCCAAAUCAAUUAACCUAGAAAUCUUUUGUUUCUACUCUGUAAUCUGUAGCUGUACCGUAUCCUUCAAUCUCAGAUUAUCUAAAUCUUCUCGCACCAAACAUUACAAAGAAAGAGUUCUCCCAUUCACUCUCCUCCGGUCCUCCCAUAGACAAAUUUUCCUCUCACAGUAAUAGAAUGAGCACCACAGUACACAGAACUCCCAAAUCUGGGAGGCAGUCAUUGUUUUUCCAAGAUUUGGCUUCACCUAUUUCAGCCCGGAGAGGAAAAUUUUCAAGUUCAGGCCAGGCAGCUGCUGUAUCCGCUUUAUGGCGUGAAAAUUUUGGAGGCUCUGAUCUUCCACCACCUCCAGUUUUCACCUUGGAAGACCGCUCUGAUUUUUCUCCUGAAUCUGGAAUCCCUGAUUAUCCUGUUUCUCCUGAAGUCAGAUCAGAUCCCAGAUCUCCUGGCCAAAGUUCUAGUUAUGAGUUUCUAACUCCAGCAAAAAACAAAUCAGAGGCAAGCACUUCUGGUGCUUUGAUGAGUGCACAACAAAACCAACAGGGUUCGGCCGGUUUUAGUUGGUGGUCACCCUCAAAGAGUGGUAGUGAGCAAGAUGAAAAGGGAAAGAGUUCACCUGUUGAGGGUGUUGUCCAGCCUGGUGCUUUGAUCACACUUCCACCCCCUAGGGAAGUUGCAAGGCCAGAGAUGCAGAGAAAUACUCUGACAACUGGGAACCUCAAUGAAGAAGAAUGGGUUACUGUUUACGGAUUUUCUCCAGCCGACACAAAUUUUGUUCUUAGGGAGUUUGAGAAAUGUGGCGUGAUCUUGAAACAUGUUCCUGGUCCUAGAGAUGCUAACUGGAUGCACAUCCUAUAUCAGAACCGUUCUGAUGCUCAGAAGGCACUCAGCAAGAAUGGAAUGCAAAUUAAUGGGAUACUAAUAGUAGGUGUUAAGCCGUUGGAUCCAAUGCAGCGCCAGGCUUUGACUGAUAGACUCAACACCCAGGGAUUUAUGACUCUACCGCCUCAGUCAUCUAUCAAAUCUGCAGAACUAAAUGCAUCCGGCAACCCUCCCAGGCCUUACUAUCUACAGAAUGGUCAUACCAGUGUACGGCAGAAUGGAGGCGCCAUUGCUUCCCCAACAAAAUCAUUGGCAUCCAAAAUCAUGGAUUUGAUGUUUGGAGUGUAGCUACUCUUCUUUCACAAAAUUUCAUUUCCAUCAAGAGAACAUAAUGAAUCGAAUCGUUCCGGCUAAUAUGUAUCGGCACCGGCUGAUAUGUAUCGGCAGAGAGUUUGGCAACUCCCCAAAUCCUGAUUCCUGUCAACAGAGCUUCACUUUAAUUUUUACAUCACCUUGGGGUUGCUGUUUGUUUGCAAGACUUUACUGCUGAUGAGUGCAGGUUGUUUUCUAUUAUAAAAUAUGCAAUGGGUGAUUUUGUAGGAUGUUAUUGGUUUGCUGAAAUAGGAGCAAUUGUUAAAAAAUGUGGAAUCCACAGAAAGCGGUGUCAUUAUUGUAACGGUUUGCUUUAUUGCUGCCAUGAGAAUUUCUGAAACAUGAGCCAUAACAUUUGGCAUUGGCAUUUGACUAAAUAUCCUACAAAUUUGAAAUUUGAAAUUUGAAAUUUACAUU
Molecule: messenger RNA, 1755 nt
Organism: Humulus lupulus (European hop)
Lineage: Eukaryota; Viridiplantae; Streptophyta; Magnoliopsida; Rosales; Cannabaceae
Product: nuclear pore complex protein NUP35
Exons: 5
Coding region: 322-1314 (330 amino acids)
Biological process (GO): regulation of DNA-templated transcription; NLS-bearing protein import into nucleus; nuclear pore organization
Cellular component (GO): nuclear membrane; nuclear pore nuclear basket; nuclear pore central transport channel
Molecular function (GO): single-stranded DNA binding; structural constituent of nuclear pore; phospholipid binding
Source: RefSeq, a predicted model, not a curated record